Messenger RNA from Vitis riparia (riverbank grape), 3328 nucleotides. RefSeq names its product G-type lectin S-receptor-like serine/threonine-protein kinase At4g27290. The coding region runs from base 534 to 2972 and encodes 812 amino acids. The transcript has 7 exons. Lineage: Eukaryota; Viridiplantae; Streptophyta; Magnoliopsida; Vitales; Vitaceae. Gene Ontology annotation, biological process: protein phosphorylation; recognition of pollen. The record is from RefSeq and is a predicted model, not a curated record. Gene Ontology annotation, molecular function: ATP binding; protein serine/threonine kinase activity.
AAGAAAACUAACUUUUGGAUACAGUUGAAAAACCCAACCUUUUGUGAAUUGCGACAAUGAGAUCAAAAGGUCAAAGGAUGCAUUAAUUGAAGGUGAAGUGAAUUUGGAAUAUGGCAUAUGGUGAUGGCAGUUAGUCCACUUGGACGAAAAAAUAGGAGGUCUCAUCACGUCAUCUGAGGUUAUCUUUUUUAGCAGCCUUUCUCUGAUUCUUUUCUUGAUUUUUAUAUUGCCAAUUUUAAAAGAAGCAUAGAAAGGAAAAUCUGAACGCAUGUGGUAUGGAUUGCAUCUGAUCGAUGCCACCGCAUCAUACAUGUCAGUGUCAUUGAACCCAAGGGCAAUGCCACCUAACAAGAAUAGUCAAAGAAAGUGAUUUCUUAAUCAUAGUCAUUGAAAUCUGCAACAGUGGAUUGGGAGAAACCAUCCGCAUUCUGACUGAGCUCCCAACCAGGCAUUCUUUUUCUGGGCAUCUCUUCAAGUGAGUCACAGUUGAAAGAAAGGUGUAUAAAACUAUGCUUCCAUGUUGGUAGAUCAUAAUGGGUGCCCUUCCAACUCUUUUGCUUGUUUUCUCCAUCUUUAGAAUCUCCAUUGCAGUGGACACCAUAGCUUUGAAUCAAGUCGUUAGAGAUGGUGAGAUCCUCACUUCCGCUGGUGGGAGCUUUGAACUGGGAUUCUUCAGCCCGGAUGAUUCAAACAGACGGUACUUGGGGAUAUGGUACAAGAAAGUGUCUACCAUGACUGUGGUCUGGGUUGCCAACAGGGAAAUUCCACUCAAUGAUUCAUCAGGAGUUUUGAAGGUUACUGAUCAGGGUACUCUUGCCAUUCUCAAUGGUUCCAAUACUAAUUUCAUUCUCUGGUCUUCUAAUUCAUCACGAUCUGCACGAAAUCCGACUGCCCAGCUUUUGGAUUCUGGAAAUCUUGUUAUGAAAGAUGGAAAUGACGACAACCCAGAAAAUUUCUUAUGGCAGAGCUUCGAUUAUCCAUGCAAUACUCUUCUCCCAGGGAUGAAGCUUGGAAGAAACACAGUCACUGGCCUGGACCGGUACCUGUCAGCAUGGAAGAGCGUCGAUGACCCUUCUAAAGGUAAUUUCACAUACCGGCUUGAUCCUAGUGGGUAUCCCCAGCUAAUUCUGAGGAAAGGAUCAGCUGUGACAUUUCGAUCUGGGCCGUGGAAUGGUCUCCGGUUUAGCGGCUUUCCCGAAUUAGGGCGCAACCCUGUUUAUACCUACGAGUUUGUUUUUAAUGAAAAGGAGAUGUAUUUUCGUUAUGAACUUGUUAACAGCUCAGUUGUUUCAAGGUUGGUGCUGAAUCCUGAUGGCUCCAAGCAGCGUGUUAAUUGGAUUGAUCGAACCCAUGGUUGGAUCCUAUACUCAUCCGCCCCAAUGGAUAGCUGUGACAGUUAUGCGUUAUGUGGUGUGUAUGGAAGCUGCAACAUUAACCGAUCUCCAAAAUGUGAGUGUAUGGAAGGGUUUGUGCCAAAAUUCCCAAAUGAUUGGGACAUGGCAGAUUGGUCUAAUGGAUGUGUUCGGAGUACUCCACUGGGUUGUCAGAAUGGUGAAGGUUUUGUGAAGUUCUCUGGUGUGAAACUGCCAGACACACGGAACUCCUGGUUUAAUAGAAGCAUGGACCUUAAGGAAUGUGCGGCAGUGUGCUUGAGUAACUGCUCUUGCACCGCUUAUACAAAUUUGGACAUAAGAGAUGGAGGAAGUGGAUGCUUACUCUGGUUUGGUGACUUGAUUGAUAUCAGAGAGUUCAAUGAAAAUGGACAGGAGCUUUAUGUAAGGAUGGCUGCCUCAGAAUUAGGGAGGAGUGGCAACUUCAAAGGGAAGAAACGAGAGUGGGUCAUUGUUGGCUCGGUGUCAAGUUUGGGAAUAAUACUCCUUUGUCUACUCUUGACCUUGUAUCUUCUGAAGAAGAAAAAGCUAAGGAAAAAAGGGACAAUGGGAUACAAUUUAGAGGGAGGACAGAAGGAGGAUGUAGAGUUACCAUUAUUUGACUUUGCUACAAUAUCAAAAGCCACCAAUCACUUUUCAAUCUAUAAUAAGCUCGGAGAGGGUGGUUUUGGACUUGUGUACAAGGGUACGUUGCAAGAGGAACAAGAAAUAGCUGUGAAAAGGCUGUCAAAAAAUUCUGGUCAAGGACUUAAUGAGUUCAAAAAUGAAGUUAUAUACAUCUCCAAACUUCAACACCGAAAUCUUGUGAGGCUUCUUGGAGGUUGCAUUCAUGAUGAAGAAAAGAUGUUGAUCUAUGAGUACAUGCCUAACAAAAGCUUGGAUUCCUUCAUUUUUGAUAAAACACGAAGCAUGGAACUGGAUUGGAAUAAGCGCUUCUUGAUUAUCAAUGGGAUUGCUCGAGGCCUUCUUUAUCUUCAUCAAGAUUCCAGACUCAGGAUCAUCCAUAGAGAUCUAAAAGCAGACAAUGUUCUGCUAGAUGAAGAGAUGAUCCCAAAAAUUUCAGAUUUUGGCAUAGCUAGAAGUUUUGGAGGAAACGAAACUGAAGCAAAUACAAAAAGAGUGGUUGGAACAUAUGGUUACAUGUCCCCAGAAUAUGCAAUUGAUGGACUAUACUCAACAAAGUCGGAUGUUUUUAGCUUUGGUGUGCUGGUGCUAGAGAUUGUGAGUGGGAAGAGAAACAGAGGAUUUUCUCACCCAGACCACUCCCUUAACCUUCUUGGGCAUGCCUGGACACUGUACAUGGAAGGCAGGUCAAUGGAGCUGAUUGAUUCAUCUGUUGGGGACAUACAUGAUCUGUCACAAGUGUUACGUUUGAUCAAUGUGGGACUAUUAUGUGUACAGUGUGGUCCAGAUGAGCGACCAAGCAUGUCUUCAGUGGUUCUGAUGCUGAGUAGUGACAGUACACUGCCUCAGCCUAAAGAGCCUGGCUUUUUCACUGGAAGGGGAUCAACUUCCUCCUCAGGCAAUCAGGGGCCAUUUUCAGGCAAUGGGAUCACCAUUACAAUGUUCGAUGGUCGAUAAAGACAUUCAUGUUGAUGUUCAUUGUCUAAAGACCCGGUCUUCAGGCGAUUCAAUAGGUUUAUCCAAAUUUUCGUUAGAUUUAGAAUUGAAGACUUGGGAAUCUGUAUAGAGGCUAGGUACUUGUUUUAUAUAUAUGUAUCCCAGAGGGUAGUCUCAUCUACAAGAUUUGAGGCCGUCUUCUCUGAGGACAACUGGGGGAUUGAUUAUGUCCUGUACAUUAUACAAAUAAAACUAUUGAAGUCAAGAUACUCAAGCCUCAAUGUACACUACAUAUGUUGAAAGAAAAGGAUUGAUUGUUUAUAUUAAUAAAAUUAUGGAGCUGUGGUCAAUGGUCUGAAAGCUACGUUAAUUCAGAA